Messenger RNA from Lingula anatina, 1402 nucleotides. Its product is annotated as tripartite motif-containing protein 3-like. NCBI's taxonomy places the organism in Eukaryota, Metazoa, Brachiopoda, Lingulata, Lingulida, Lingulidae. The record is from RefSeq and is a predicted model, not a curated record.
AUGGCAAUGGCUUCGAAAGAGAUGUGCAGCGCCUACAGUGAGAAAUUUUUAACGUGUCAUAUAUGCCUGGAGGCAUAUAAAGACCCGAGAGUGCUCCCUUGUUACCACACGUUCUGCCUGGGUUGUAUUGCUGACCAUGCAGCCAAGAAUGGUGUACAGGACAAGUUUUUCUGUCCCGUGUGUCGCCAAGAGGCCCCUGUACCACCUGUCGAUUUCUCAGUUAACCCAGCUAUUAUACGAGAACAGUUGUGCCACGUAUUAGAUGAAGCUCAAUACUGCAACAAACACGACGGCGAGUUUUUGACAUUCUAUUGUGAAGAAGAUGACACCGUGGCAUGUAGAGAUUGUAUUUUGGAAACUCACAGCAAACACAACUUCAAAAAACUAGAAGAAGUGGCGAAGGUUCAACGACAUUUAAUACAAGAGAAGCUAAAAUGUCUCCCUUCUGAGAAACUAUCUCGUUUUGAAAACGCACAAACGGCCAUUGGGCGGACGGAAGAGAGGCUGAUAGAAAAUCAGGCCAAAGUUUUUGGUUUGGUGGAUUCCCAAAAAGUAACUAUGAUAAAGGAAAUAAAGGAAAACAGUAAAGCUUUUGACAUGGGAAUCAAAGUAUAUUAUCAGCGAGUAGAAAAAGAUGUACGUCAACAGACGAACGCUUAUUUAACAAGUGUCAAACAGCGUUUAGAAACGUAUCGUACAGAAAAACAGUCCAAUUACACCGGAAUAGAAAGACAUAUAGAUGACAAAAGGAACGAAAUACUAGCAGAAGUUAAGGCACUCACCACCACGCAGAUGAAGGCAUUAGAAGCUGAAAAGGACAAACAAGAGAUGAACAAGAUUUCCAUUCAGAGCAUUCGUGAUUUCGCUCAGCAACUUAUGGACGUCGGUUCUGACAUUGAGGUCAUGACCCACUCUAAAAAACUCCAAACUAGAAUACAAGAGUUAAAGACAGUAGAACCAGUCUUUGAUAUCAAGUUCACCGACAUAACAUUUACACCAGGGCAAACAAAAAUGGAGGUUGGACUACUGUGUCCCGAAAUCCCUGAACCACGGCCGCUGUCCAUCAAAACGAGGUCCAUUACCGCCAAAACAUACCGGGAUCCCUUUGCAUGUUUUGGAAGUUUGGCACAAGCGAUAGAGUUCCCUAAUGAAUUGCGGCAGUUUCAGAAACCCACUUGGCUUGAGAAGCCGUUGCCAACCAUUCGUUUUUAUAUAGAGGCUAAGAUUUUGGAUAUUCGGUGGACGGGUGGCGGGUGCUUUUUAGUUGUAUUUGCAACUCUAAUUGGUUAUAUGGCAUGGGGAUUUUUUGGUAAUACCAGUCCUGAAACAGUAUACGUAUUCUCCAGCACAGGCCAAUGUAAUCGUAAGAUCAGUAUAGGGGCGUGGUGUAUCACUACAGCCA